Molecule: messenger RNA, 339 nt
Organism: Durusdinium trenchii
Lineage: Eukaryota; Dinophyceae; Suessiales; Symbiodiniaceae
Source: the annotation of a GenBank genome assembly
AUGACUUGGGUAGAAGGGGAGAAGCCUCGAGGACUCCCUCAACUGAGCUUUCCGAAAAAAGAACUCCAACUACCCACACGUGCUUCUUCGGGCUGCAGCCUGGCAGCCCCUGCGCUCCCGAGGCCUAGAAGUACUGAGUGGCUACGAGGUCCGGGUGUGAAUGCUACUUGGGAUUUGCAAUCGAACAUCUCUUACAAAAGACCUUGGAAAACGAGAUGCGCCCGCAAAAGGUCCAAAGGGUUUGCAAAACCGCAGGUGUUUUUCACCCAGCGAAGCAUGAUCUAUGAAUCUAUAGCUGGAGUUGUUCUUCAAUCAUUAAGUCAGCUCCCGGAGCCAUAA